AUGAAGCCACUGGAGUUACAAUCCGAGGCACGCGAGAAGCUUCUCUCUCAAAAAUAUUGGGGGUUCGACAGAGUUUCCUAUGCCCGGAGGGUGUGCUACAGUGGAGGAGGCGGCGGCGGCGGCGACAAUGCCACUCCAGGGACAUCUGGCCGGCUGUCCGAGCUGUUUUGGCCGGCCCGGGUGCACGUCGCUGGCGUUAUUGGGCGAGCUCUGGAACGGGGGCGGUCGUCGGAUUCGCUGGAGCUGGAGAGGCUCCAAGUCGACCUGGACCCCUUUGUUGUCAACCGGGUGCUCCGGAGCGUGUCGGACUCAGAGACGGCAGUGCGGUUCUACUGGUGGGCAGAGUCCAGGCCUGGGUUUGAUCACACCCAGUUCGCGAUAGCCUACAUUGUCAGCCUGCUGUUUAUAGACAGCAACUUUUUCCUGCUGUCGGAGUUCCUUGAGAGAGUGAGGAGUCAGGGAGUGGCAUUGCAUCGCUCUCUCUAUCGGAUCCUCUUGUCGGGCUAUGUCAGGGCAGGCAAGUUCGAUUCCGUGAUCCAGACAUUUGAUGAGAUGGUUACGUCUGGAUGCCGUGAGUUUGGUGUGGACUACAACAGGUUCAUUGGUGUGCUAGUUAAGAAUUGCUGCUUUGAUUUGGUUGAGAAGUAUUAUGGCGUGGCACUUGAUAAAGGUUUUUGCUUGACUUCAUUCACUUAUUCGAGGUGGAUAUCUGCACUGUGCCAAUCAGACAGGAUUGAGCUCGUAGAGAGACUCCUGGCUGAUAUGGACAAGUUUGGGUGUUUUCCAGAUAUUUGGGCAUGUAACAUAUAUGUUGACUAUUUAUGUAAGCAAAAUAGGUUGCAUGAUGCUUUGAAGAUGCUUGAUAAUAUGGAGAUGAGAGGAACCAGUCCAGAUGUUGUCACUUACACAACAGUGGUUGGAUGUUUAUGUGAUAAUAAGCAGUUUGCAGAAGCGGUCGAGCUUUGGGAAGAAAUGGUGAGGAGGGGCCUUAAACCUGAUAUCAUUGCCUGUGGAGUAUUGAUAUUUGGGUUGUGCAAGAGUGAUAAGGUUGACGAGGCUUUUGAGCUGGCAUUGAGGAUGCUGAGUCUUAAUUUAGAACUCAAUGUCUGUAUUUACAAUGCCCUGAUAAGUGGCUUCUUGAGAUCCGGAAGCAUUAAUAAAGCCUUCAAAAUCAUAUCCUUCAUGCGGACAAAUGGGUGUGAGCCAGAUGUUGUCACAUAUAAUAUCCGUUUGAACUAUUACUGCGAUGCAGGUAUGAUAAAGGAAGCUGAAAAGUUGAUCGAGGAGAUGGAAAUGAGUGGGGUAGUAAAUCCUGAUCGGUACAGCUAUAAUCAAAUGUUAAAAGGAUUGUGCAAAGCUCAUCAAUUGGACAGGGCAUUUGGUUUUGUUUCAGAUCAUAUGGAGGUUGGUGGGUUCUGUGAUAUUGUAUCUUGUAACAUACUGAUUGACGCAUUUUGCAAGGCAAAGAAAGUAACUUCUGCAUUGAAGCUGUUCAAAGAAAUGGGUUAUAAGGGAAUACAAGCAGAUGCAGUGACAUAUGGAACUCUAAUUAAUGGUCUCUACGGUGUAGGAUACUACAACCUAGCUGAAGAAAUUUUUGAGCAGAUGCUGAAAGCUCAAGUUGUUCCAAAUGUUAAUCUGUAUAAUAUUAUGCUCCAUAACCUAUGUAAAGCUGGUCAGUUUGAACAGGCUCAGAAAAUUUUCUUGCAGAUGAUUCAGAAGGAAGUGUCGCCAGAUAUUAUUACUUUUAACACGCUCAUAUAUUGGCUCGGGAAAAGCUCAAGGGCAAUUGAAGCUGUUGAUCUGUUCAGGGAUAUGAGGGCUAGAGGGGUAGAACCUGAUAGCUUGACAUUUAGGUAUUUGAUCAGUGGCCUCCUAGAGGAGGGGAAAGCUACACUGGCUUAUGAGGUAUGGGAAUAUAUGAUGGAGAAUGGCAUAAUUCUCGACAGAGAUGUUUCUGACAGGCUGAUAACUGGACCUGGACCAGACCCAAAAGCAGACACACUAGAGAAACAGUGGACAAGGCAUCGUCUUCAGUACUUUGACACCAAAGCAUGA
Molecule: messenger RNA, 2058 nt
Organism: Miscanthus lutarioriparius
Lineage: Eukaryota; Viridiplantae; Streptophyta; Magnoliopsida; Poales; Poaceae
Source: the annotation of a GenBank genome assembly